AUGGUUGUCAAUUUCAAAACGAAAUUGUGUGCUGAUUACAAGGUUCGCUAUUGUUGUCCCACAAACAGCAUUGAAAAACCAACGACAAGAAAUGCCUGUGGUCGCCAAGCAAUUAAUCCAUCCAAUCAUCGCAUUGUUGGUGGCGUCGAAGCCACUGCUCAUUCUUGGCCGUGGAUUGUUUCUUUGCAAUCAGGAGGUCAUUUCUGUGGUGGUACGCUGAUUGAUAAUCGGCAUGUGCUCACAGCCGCACAUUGCAUACGCUCGACAAAUUUUCGAGUCAUUGCUGGCUUACAUAGACGAACUGAUGUCAACGGACCACGUUCACAAAAUCUUCGUGUUUUGCGCGUCUUCGUCCAUGAACAAUACAGUUCAAGAACUGAAGCCAACGAUAUUGCUUUGGUUCGUCUCGCGCAGCCAGUACAAUUCAAUAACUAUGUCAGUGCAAUCUGUUUACCCGGACCUAAUCCUCAAGAAUCUCAACGUGUCACAGUGGCUGGCUGGGGUGUUCUAUCAUCGAGUGGAAACGUCGCUUCUUCACUCCGUCAGGUCUCUGUCUCUGUAAUGAAUAAUCAAGCGGAAAAAGUUUAUGGGAAUAACUUCGAUGUACGACGACAGAUUGGUGCCGGUAUUCCGAACCUUGGAGGAAAGGAUAGUUGUCAAGGUGACAGUGGAGGUCCAUUGAUGUACAAUGCAAAUAAUCAGUGGUAUCUUUCUGGUGUGGUCAGUUUUGGAUAUGGUUGUGCCCUCUCAAAUUAUCCAGGUGUUUACACUCGUACUAGUGCUUAUCUUAAUUGGAUUCGGACUAAAAUUAAUACUGCUUGA
This is a messenger RNA of Rotaria sordida, 822 nucleotides long. Lineage: Eukaryota; Metazoa; Rotifera; Eurotatoria; Philodinida; Philodinidae. The record is from the annotation of a GenBank genome assembly.